Molecule: messenger RNA, 2809 nt
Organism: Spirodela intermedia
Lineage: Eukaryota; Viridiplantae; Streptophyta; Magnoliopsida; Alismatales; Araceae
Source: the annotation of a GenBank genome assembly
AUGGCGCCGCAGAAGGGGGGGGGCGGCGCCGCCUCAGCCGAGGGCUUCUCGCUGUCGGGAGGGGAGCUCGCCGUCGGCGGGGUGGCUCUCUUCUCCGGCGUCCCCGGGAACGUCACCCUCAGUAGCUUCGAUGCCGUUUGCGGGUCUUCCGACGCGCCGCCGGCGUUGCUCCGGCGAGUCCGGCAGCGGGCCAGCCGCGGCGGGUUCCUGGGGUUCACCGUCGGCGAGCCCUCCGACAGGGCGACCACCUCCUUGGGGAGCUUCACCGACCGGAGAUUUCUCAGCAUCUUCAGGUUCAAGACGUGGUGGUCGACCAUGUGGACGGGGAAAUCAAGCUCCGACCUGCAGAUGGAGACCCAGUGGCUUCUCCUGGAGGUCCCCGAGCUUUCCUCCUUCGUCGUCGUCCUCCCCCUCAUCGAAGGGAGCUUCCGCGCCGCCCUCCACCCCGCCGGCACCGCCGCCUCCGCAGGCGAAGUCCUCCUCUGCGCAGAAAGCGGGUCGACCCGCGUCACGGCGGCGAGCUUCCGCUCCAUAGCCUACCUCCAUGUCUGCGACAAUCCUUACAACCUCAUGAGGGAAGCCUUCGCGGCGGCGAGGGUUCACCUCAACUCGUUCAGACUGGCGGAGGAAAAGCCGGCGGCGCCGCUGAUGGGCAAGUUCGGGUGGUGCACUUGGGACGCCUUCUACCUCACGGUGGACCCCGCCGGAGUCUGGAGCGGCCUGGAGAGCUUCGUCGCCGGCGGCGCGCCGCCGAGGUUCGUCAUCAUCGACGACGGCUGGCAGAGCGUCAAGGAAGACGACGAGGAAUCCCCACCGGGGGAGAGCCUUGUUUUAGGGGGAACCCAGAUGACGGCGAGGCUCUGCAGAUUCGAGGAGGGCGACAAGUUCAGGUCCUAUAAGGAGGGGGAGUUCUUUUCUGCAACCGGCGCUGGUUUCGACCCCGAGAGGGUCAAGCUUCUGAUCGCCAUGGCCAUCGAGCUGGAGCAGGCUGAGAAGGCCAACGACGAGGCGAAGAUUGGCCUCCUGAGAGAGAAGCUGCGUGAGAAGAUGAAUCCCCUCGUCGGCGCGGCCGGCGGAGGCGGCAGCGCCGCCGGUGGAGGAGGAUUGAAGGGGUUCGUCAAGGAUCUGAGGAAGAGGUUUCCUGGUGUGGAGGAUAUCUACAUGUGGCAUGCUCUCUGCGGGGCGUGGGGAGGUGUGAAACCUGGGGCCACCCACCUGGAGGCGACGGUGAUCAACGCCACUGUCUCGCCGGGGCUGGAGGGGACGAUGGAGGACCUCGCCGUGGUGAAAAUCGUUGACGGCGGCGUUGGCCUGGUCCGGCCGGAGCUGGCGGCGGAGCUCUACGAGUCAAUGCACUCCCAUCUCGCCGAGUCCGGCAUUACAGGGGUCAAAGUUGACGUCAUCCACGUAAGCUUCUUCAGCUUCCGGUUCCUCUUCUUCUUCCUCCUCCGCCGUCGCCGUUGACCCCAGCGGCGACUCCCCAUCGCAGACGCUGGAGUACCUCUGCGAGGAGCACGGCGGCAGGGUGGAGCUCGCCCGGAGGUACUACGAGGGGUUGACAAGGUCCCUCGCGAAGAACUUCGCCGGAACGGGACUCCUCGCCAGCAUGCAGCAGUGCAACGACUUCUUUUUCCUCGGCACCCGGCAGAUCGCCCUCGGCAGAGCAGGUGAGCUCCUCCCCAUUGAAUUGCUCCUGCCAGAGGAGGCGGAGGAUAAGAAGAAGAAAAACAAGAAGAAGGAGAAGUUCACUGACGGCGGCGCUUCUGCGGCGGCGCAGGGGAUGACUUCUGGUUCCAGGAUCCGAACGGGGACCCUCUGGGGGCCUUCUGGUUGCAGGGAGUGCAUAUGGUGCACUGCGCCUACAACAGCCUGUGGAUGGGCCAGAUCCUGCUCCCCGACUGGGACAUGUUCCAGUCCGACCACCUCUGUGCCGUCUUCCACGCCGCCUCCCGCGCCAUCUCCGGCGGGCCCGUCUACGUCAGCGACGCUGUCGGCUCGCAUGACUUCACCCUCCUCCAGCAGCUGGUCUUCCCCGACGGCACCGUCCCCCGCUGCUUCCAUUUCGCCCUACCCACCAGAGACUGCCUCUUCCACAACCCCCUCUUCGAUGGACGGACACUACUCAAGAUCUGGAACCUAAACAAGGUAAGCUGAGAAUGCCCAUCAUCAUCAUCAUCUUCCUCCUCCACAGAAACCCAAAAUUCCGAUCAUCUUCUUCCUCCUUCCACAGUACGGCGGAGUUGUGGGGACCUUCAACUGCCAGGGCGGAGGAUGGGACCCCGAGGAGCGGCGGAUCAGGGGGUACCCCCACUGCUACAAGCCGGUGGCCGGCGGAGUCCACGUUUCGGACGUCGAAUGGGACCAGGCGGCGGAGGCUGCCGGCGGCAUGGGCAGCGCAGAGGAGUACGCCGUCUACCUCAGCCAGCAGAAGAAGCUUCUCCUGUCCAGCCCCAAGACGGAGCCCAUCGAGAUCACCCUUUUGCCAUCUUCCUUCGAGAUCUUCACCUUGUCUCCCGUCCGGCGGCUCCACGGCGGCGCCAGGUUCGCCGCGGUGGGGCUCGCCGGCAUGUUCAACAGCGGCGGUGCAAUACUGGAGAUGGCGGAGGUCGCGGCCGGCGGUGGGAGCGUCAGAGUGAAGGUCAAAGGUGGCGGAACGUUCUUGGCCUUCUCGAGCGAGAAGCCGAGGGAGGUGAGUUUGAAUGGGUUGGUGGUGGGGUGCGAGUGGCUCGCCGGCGACGGGAAGCUCACAGUGCGGCUGCCGUGGAAGGAGGAAGAUGGCGGCGUUUCUGACCUCUCCUUCACGUACUGA